[Torrubiella] hemipterigena is the source of this 5672-nucleotide messenger RNA. The record is from the annotation of a GenBank genome assembly. NCBI's taxonomy places the organism in Eukaryota, Fungi, Ascomycota, Sordariomycetes, Hypocreales, Clavicipitaceae.
CCCGAUAAGAUAACGCAGCCACUCAACCUCCCAACUUCACAUCGUCAACUCCUCAACACCAUCACCGCCUACACCGCCAAAUAAACCCCCAUAAACACACAAUAAUUCCGAAAAUUUCUCUUCAGUCCCAAUCGCGCCACGCACACAUUCAAAAUCCACCAUGACGCCCUCGUCGCGCUGGGCCGACACCGAAGAAGACGCCGCGCUCGCCCAGCAAGCCAAGCUCGAAAAAGAGGAAAAGCGACGUAAGCGCGCCGAGAAGGUCCGUAAAGCAGAGGAGGCUGCCGCAGCGCAACAGGCAGAAGAAGCAGCCCGGCCGCCAAAGCGCAGAAAAACAACACCCACGCCCGAUGAAGACGACGAUGGCAUCCCCGCCAUACUCCUCCGCUUCGAAGCUCGCACCUUUGGUCCCAGUGCAAGCAUAGACGGCUACGAGAAGCUCAAUGACAUUGAAGAAGGCACAUAUGGCUACGUGGCGCGCGCAACGCAGAAGCGCACCGGCAAAGUUGUCGCACUCAAGAAGCUCAAGUUCGAGAAGGGCGACCGCAACGGCCUGCCUGUGACAGGUCUGCGCGAGAUCCAGAUCCUCCAAAACUGCAGCCACAAGAACAUUGUAUCACUAGAAGAAGUCGUUGCCGGCAAUGAAACAACAUCUCUAACAAACUCCAUAUAUCUCGUACUCGAAUUCGUCGAGCACGACCUCAAAUCCAUCCUAGAAGACAUUCCCUCACCAUUCCUCGCCUCCGAAAUCAAAGCCCUUAUGCAGCAACUCCUAUCUGCAACAGCCUACCUACACGCCAACGCCAUUCUGCACCGCGACCUCAAAACCUCCAACCUUCUCCUCAACAACCGUGGCAUGCUCAAGGUUGCAGACUUUGGCAUGGCACGCUAUGUCGGCGACCCAAGCCCCAAGCUCACGCAACUCGUAGUAACGCUCUGGUACCGCUCACCAGAGCUCCUCCUCGGCGCCAAAACAUACUCGUCUGCUGUCGACAUAUGGUCUGUCGGGUGUAUCUUUGGCGAGCUCAUUUCACGCGAGCCGCUCUUGCAGGGCAAGAACGAAGUCGACCAAGUGACCAAGAUAUUUGGGCUGCUAGGCACGCCAGAUGAAUCUUCCUGGCCGGGAUUCAGGAGACUACCACACGCAAGACACCUGCGUCUCCCUUCGUCAUCAACAGCGCCGCCGUCUCUGCGCACAGCGUUUCCAAGUUUGACGAGCGCGGGCGCGGAGCUGCUGACGGAUAUGCUGGCGCUCAACCCAGAUAGAAGACCAUUGGCUGAUGAGGCGCUGCGACAUGAGUACUUUGCACAAGAUCCAAAGCCCAAGCCAGAGAGCAUGUUCCCUACCUUCCCCAGCAAGGCUGGACAAGAAAAGAGGCGGCGACACGAGCCGCAUGCGCCGGGGAGAGGAGAGAAGAAUACACUUGCAGAUGCGGAUUUCAGCGGCAUCUUUGGCCGGGACAAGGAAGAGCGCGGUGGCGGAUUUGCAUUACGAAUGGUGUAGGUUGGAGAUUAGUGAAGCCUCCCAAUACCAAUUGAGAUAACAGAUAGCAGGGGCUAAACACAUGUGCAUAUAUAAAAGACUGGCAGAGUAGAAGAGAAUAGUGUUAUUAAAAGGCUAUACACAAGGUUUCCAGGCAGGCCAUGCGCCAAAUCAUCAAGUAUUCCCCCAAAAGGAGGCAAAAAAUAAAGCAAAAAUCGUCAUACAAGAAACGCCAGCUGUGAAUAUAUGGCAAACUCUGAACUCGUCAAAGACAAAACGCCGUACGGCCGUAGUAGUAGUACCCAAAAGAAGAAUUUUAUACUGUCCUGUCACGCAGGAACGGGCUUGUUUAGACAAUACCGGCACUAGUGACAAACAUGGUGAAUGUCGCAACGCUGAGAACAGUCAUUGUCAGCGCAAGGCCAACAGCGCUGCCGUACAUGGAGCUAGCAGCACUGGCGCAGCCGCUGCACUGGUAGUCGGGCAAUGACACAUAGGGUUGAGCGCGGUAAAGCAUAAGCUUCAAAACCUGGUCAGGGCGCAAGUAACCGGGCUUGAGUUGUUGAUCGAGGGGAACAUCGGAAUCCUUGACAAUGAGCUGGUAGUCGGAGUCAAGAAGUGGUGCACUCUUAUCGCUGCCCUGAACGGUGGUAUCCCAGACAUAGUUGACGGCACUUGUAAAGCUCAUGUUGGCCGUAAGGGUCCAUCGGGCCUUUGCGAUAGUUUGCGUAAGAACGACGUCGACAGCGGUAGGAGUAGCGAGCAGUCCCGUGUAGUUCCAGCCAAGAGUGACAUUGGUGCCGAUACGGAAGAGCGGGAUAUCGAAGGCUGCGGGUUUGGUCAUGACGACACGGCCAUUGCCAGCGUCAAAAGCAAAGUCGGUAUUUCUCUCGCUAGACGACGAAUCUCCUCCAUCACUGGAAGAGCCACCAUCCUUGGACGACGAAUCACCCUUGUUCUUGGGAGGAUCUGUAGGCUCAGGCUUGGCCGUGUUGCCGCCCGCCUUGUUGGAUUCCUGGGGCUUGGCCGUGUUGCUGCCAGCAUUAGUCUCUUUGGGCUUGUCGUUGUUGGAAGUCUGGCCCUGGCUGGGAGCAGCAGAGGCAGGGGCUAUUAAAAUCAAACAAGUCAGUAUAUAAUCCACCAGCAGAUUCCAUUUCAUUUCAUGACGUACGGUCAGCGCGGACUACCACAACAUUGUUUACUUGGCCGGUACUGUGCCCGGGCCAGGCAGCGGCAAGCGGUGCUACCGAGUAAAGGGCAGCUGCCAGCUGAAGAAGAGGAAGAGCAGGACGCAUAUUGACGGAUUCUGUAUCGAAAAGAUGUCGUGUAUAGUAUUAACGUUGUCUGUCUUCCUUUUUUCUGUUGUUCGGCGUGUCGAAGCAAGCGAGCGUUACUGUUUACCAACGGUAAAAAGUAUAAAAGCGAGAAGUAUGAUUUAAAAAAAAAUGGGUUCGGAAGCGAGAGACUGAGAAAAGCAAGAGAAUGAACAAGAAAAAUUAAAAUAAAGCUUCGUGAGCCUGCGACAGGAACAGUUGAACAGUGUUGAAAAAGAGAAGAGGAAGAAAAGAAAGAGGAGGUGAAAGGAGGCGCGGGCCAGAAAACAGUGGCCAGGGGUUUGGGACGCGGGCCGUGCAGCCCAGCCCAGCAAAUAUUUUUAGCGGCCUUUUCGCUCGCCUUGUAGCGCACUGUACGGCCCCUAACGCCCACUGUAAACGCUGCGUGCAUGAGUCCUGCAGCCAGUCGCCGUGCUCGCAAUAGUGGGGCCUGGCGCACCUCUGCUAAAUUUGGGUGUCUCACUCUCGCCUGGCGCCAGGCACCACAGCGCUGCUAGCCCACGCUACGAUACGCUAACGCUGCGCUGUAAUUUCACGAUAGUGGGAAUGCUGGACCCAACAGUGCGCGACUGUCUUUACGCGCGGUACAUUCCCGCCGCUGCUACACAGAUGGAAGAAAAAUACAUAAUAAAGAAACCAAGUCCUCAAUCCAGCACACACGAGUGGCGAAACAUACGACUUGCACAUCGUAUGCAAGAUAUUCGGGUGGCAGGGUCUUCGGAGGCGUUGUUAUCUCGUAUUAGCUGCAUAAAGCACGUGAUCUCGUGUUAGGCUAAGUCGCCAUGCACUGUGUUUGCUUCUUGCGGCUAUGCGAUUUAUGCGUACCAUCAAGGGCGGAUUGGGCCAAUCAUGAGGAAUAGAAACUAACGUCUAAUUUAAUUAUGCAAAGGAUCAAAGAAAAGGGAUUGAAAAAGGAAGGAAAGGAAAAAGUGUAAGAAACGUGGAAAUAGCGGUCGAUGUGAAUGUCUGGCGAUACUCACGCUAGACAUACACUAGCCAUUGAGACAUGGCACGUAAAUCAUCGACACGUAGCCCUGCUUCUUCUAGAACACACAUCUCAAAUCUGCGUAGUGCACAGCAUGUUGUUGAACUCUUUGUAGAUACACAAAAAAAUGAAUAACGCUGGUUUACUACACUACCGCCGUCAUCCCUAUAAAACUAUAAAGUACAGUAGAAGUGGCCUAUCGCUUUGCCCCCUCAUUCGUAAGGCUCUGCAGAUAGCCGAGAAGGAAGCUUUCGUCGGCGGGAGAGAUGGGUGUCUCGCUUCCACGGCGCGAUCCGUCACCCAUAGACGCCAGAGACGAAACUCUGGUCUUACUGGGCAUAUGCUCCAUUGGCGUGCCUUGCGCAAUCUCAUGGACCAUGUCCUGCGGGCCAGAGCGCUGGCUGUUGCCAAACAAGGAGAGAAGCUGCUGCUUCGAGUCUGGGCCACCAAGCCUGGCUCCUCCAGCCCCCGGGCCCUGGUAGUUGGGAGGGUAGAUUGCGUGAGGUGAUGGGCCGAGGCGGGCCUGCUGGGAUGGGGGUGGGAUAAGUCCAUGAGCUUCAGACGACGGGCGAGAUGGCGUUCCGAGCAUGGCUCCAAUGCUUGCGUUGGUGUUGGCAUUGGAGGCUGGCCUAGGCGGUGCGGGCUGUCGCGGCUGCUUGGAGAUAAAGAGCUGGUCUAGCGAAAUCGAUGCGCCUUGUUGUUGCUGAGGAGGAGCCGGCAUUGCAUGGGAUGCUUGAGGGGGGAUGUUGUUGCCCUGCUGCAGGAACUGAGGAGGUGGUUGCAUCAAGUGCAUAAAUUCGUUGUUCGGAGCAUACUGUUGUUGAUAUUGGGGUUCUCCAGGAUAGAUCUGCUGUUGCUGUUGCUGUUGCUGUUGCUGAGGUGCGCUCUUGGACUGCAGAAUAGACAACAGCGCGCCAGCCUUAUCCUGGCGAGUAGCUGCCUGCUGGAGUCCCUGAGUAGGCGGUUGCACCUUAAGCAGCCGUUGCAAUUCUUGUGUGGCUCCAUCAAGAGUCUCGAUUGGCGGAAUCUGGGAUCUCGCGCCAUCUCGGCCAGGAGCCCAUGUGUCGUCCUCAGUGGCGGCAUCGUCGACGGACAUUUGCGCCUGCUGCAUGUUGUAGUGGGUGAUCCCGAGCUUCUUUUCGUCCUGUUUCUUCUGUGAGACAAUCCACUUCUUAAGAGGUACCAAAAAUGGCGCCACCAUGUAGAAUUUAUUGUUGCCGACAUGCGCGCCAUCGUUUUGGGCUUGGGCCGUCUUCUUGCGGAACGUGGGGAGCUCAGAGAGCUUGUACCACUGGAUCUUGCUGAUCUCCUUGCGGGUUCUCGGCUGGAAGUUUGUGUCCAUGGGCACAUCGCGAAAUACGUAGAGGCGCAGUUGCUGCUCGCGCAUGUUGAUUUCAAUGUAUUUGGCUUUGCCUUCGGGGACUAGGCCUGCUUCGCGAAGCUCGAGGCCGGUUUCUUCAUAGACUUCGCGGAUGGCGCAGUCCAAGUCGUCCUCAUCCUUGUUAAUCUUUCCCCUAGGAAAGCUCCAGUUGGCGCCCUUCUUCCAGCCCUUGACGAGGACACAUGAGUCCAUUUCAUGAUUGAGGAGGAUGGCGCCGCGGACGGGGAUUCGUGUUUUAUAUUGUAGGAAUUCUUCAAACGCUUUUGUGUGAUUUUCGACGGAAAAGGACGCUAAUAACGGGCAAUGCUGGAAUAUGCGCAAGCAAAAGACCCGUAACGAGAGGGAUGGGAGGGACGGGUCAAGUGGUCGGAUAAAAUCUUCGUAGAACCAUUGCGCUUCUUCCACCUGGAAGCACAAGCGCGCCACCGAGGAGAGAUCCUCCUCGGGGAGGUUGAUAAUGAAGCGGACGCAUAGAUCGUCCAACCCUAU